AUGGGAAAAUUGACUCUUUUCGAAAUCCAGCUAGAAAAUCCUAAAGCUAAUUAUUAUAAAGGCGAUAUUAUAAAUGGCACCAUCAAAAUCCAAAUACAAGUUGCAAUGCCAGCAUUGGGUUUGAGUAUUCGCCUUCGUGGACGGGCUUCGGCUGCUUCUAGAAGUAAACAUGGUUGUAAUGUCGAUCACUACUUCCUUGAUGAAAAGCAAACUAUUUGGGGUGAUGCAUCUGAUCAAGUGUUUGAUAGCAGACAUUCAUUGCCUGCUGGCUAUCAUGAAUUUAAGUUUACAAAUCAAUUAAAUACCGAUGAUGACAUGCCGUCAUCGUUUGAUAGUAGACCUUACUGUAUCAUAUUUUAUGGAAUUGUUGCUCAAUUUGAGAGGCCUCCAUCUAAGAAUUACACUUGUGAAACAGGAUUUACAUAUAUUCAAACAGUGGAUGUACCUCGCCCCUUAUUACGAGAACAGCCAUCACAAUUGCGCCUCGAACAGCCUUUAAAUCGUUUUUUAUGCCAAUUUGGAACCGUUAAACUAAGUAUAAAAGCAGAUCGUUCUGGUUACCUUCCUGGCGAAACAAUGUUAUUAAAUAUUGAGUGUGAGAAUUCAAGUAAUGUAGUUCUAAAAGGGAUUCAAGUGGCACUAGUUCGUCGAGUUUUAGCUAGUGUAGAAGGUAGUCUCGAUCUCAAUGGGUUGAUAAACUGCAAUUUUUAUAAAUAUUACGAUACUAUUGUGGCACUUGAAUCUGAUCAGCCAGUCGAUCGAGGAAAGACUUUUAACUUAAAUGAUGAAUCGUUCGACAUUCCGCAUAUACCACCAGCAAUCAGUUACAGACGCAUUAUUAAAGCGGAGUACAGUGUUCAGGUUACUGUGCUUGUUCCAAAAGCGAAGAAUUUGAUAAUGCGGCUUCCAAUCACUAUUGGCUCUCUUACUACUUCUAGGCCAGAUAAUUUUCCGAGAGGGCACUCUAUUGACGAUGUCAAUCCUGUUAUUUUAGGUGAUACUCACGGUGGACUACGCAAGUCUGUUAUUUAUCCAAUCAUUUUCGUACUGAUUUAUUUUCAUACUGAUGAGAAUAUAAACUUGCAUUUACUAAGUGCUUAA
Trichoplax adhaerens is the source of this 1101-nucleotide messenger RNA. RefSeq lists its product as uncharacterized. Lineage: Eukaryota; Metazoa; Placozoa; Uniplacotomia; Trichoplacea; Trichoplacidae. The record is from RefSeq and is a predicted model, not a curated record. Gene Ontology annotation, cellular component: cytoplasm. Gene Ontology annotation, biological process: protein transport. The transcript has 6 exons. Bases 1 to 1101 code for a protein of 366 amino acids.